AUGGACGCCAUCAAAGGUGCCUUCGACCGAGUGGAGGAGAGCUUGAACGGCGCUUGGUUCGAGCACUUCGACGCCGGCCAGAAGGGUGUCGCUCGCGAGCUGUUCCGACUUUUCAACGGCGUCGGGCGCAAGGUCCAGAAUGUCGUUAAGAUCUCCAAGGCCGCCAUGCUGCGUGAAGAGUUUGGCGGCAACCAUGACAAGUUCGCAGCAGGCAUGAAGGCAGAGACCAAGGAGCUGAACGAGAGUGUUGCUACGCUGUUCCAGCUUAUCUGCACCUGCUGUAAAGACGGCCACAUUGACAGUGAAGAGAAGAGGAAGAUCACUGAACUUACAUCAGAUGUCAAGGACAAGCAGGCCAAACUGGCAAAAGCCUAUUCGGAGACUAUGAAGGACCAGAAGUUCGUUUCAGAUGAUCUUGCGAAUGAGAAUGCCUUCCUCUACGGAUUCUGCGCCUACGCUCGAGCUGUCACCGACUUUGCCGAAGAGCUGCCCCGCACCGCCGAAGAGAAGAGUGCCAACCAGUGCUGCGCCUUCUUGAAGUCCUUGGGAAGCACUUUCACAGACCUCUUUUCUCUGGACCUGCUCAUGGACAAGGAGCACUUGAAGUUUGCCAUUGUCAACUUCCUCCCGGUCUUCGUUACGUUCUUGAUCGCCAUGUUCGCCAAGCAAUCUGGACUCUUUGUUCCGUACUCUGCUCUGAUGCCUGGUACGCUGGCGCUCAUCAUCACCUCCACCUACGGCUCGACGUUCAAAGGAAACAUUGAGCGAUUGAUCGGAAUUGUCUUGGGCAACAUCAUUCCAGUCUUGGUGCUGGCGAUUGUUUUCUCCUUCCCGUGUGCAUCAUGGAUGAGGACGGCUACGCAGGUAGUCCUGGUGUGGCUGUACUUCUUUUUGUUCUCCUAUGUGUACUAUGCAUCCGUGACCUGGAGCUUCGUGGGCUGCGCCCUCUGCGGUUUCGGCGCAUACCCGUUGAUGCAGGCCUGCACCGGCGGGGAGUUCUCUUAUGACAUGCAUGGCCACUACCAGACCAUCGCGCAAGUCACUGUUGCUGUUCUGGUCCGCAUGCUGAUAGAGACCGUGCUGUUGGACAAAGCGCCGAGGGAUCUGGCAGUCAAGCAGCUCGAGGACCUGUUGGACACCAUCCAAAAUUCAUACAUGCUCUUCUUCGCGGGCAAGUAUGACCAGAUGUCGGAGAACCAUGCGAAGGCUCGUGACAUGCUCAACGCCGCCAGAGCUCUGCACGCGGAAAGCUCCCCAGCUCUCGAGGUUGUUCCAGGACCACGUUUGCCUUUCAAGCACACCCUCUAUGGACAAGUCCUGGACAACUUGGAUACGGGCAUCUCACAGUUGGGAGUGUUGGUCAUCACUGCCAAGGAGUGGAAGACCGAGAAGAUUGAGACGGAGAAGUCCUCGGCGCGUCAAGCGGCCGAGAGCCACCAGCAGACCCAACUCACCGAUCUCGAGGGACUUGACGUAAUGGAUCCUUCCGCUACUGGCACAGGUGGCAGGUCGGCCGUGAAGAAGAUCGUCCAUGAGACCAGCAACGCGCCCUACAUCCACCGAAUCAUGGAGAAACAGCGAAGCUUCCAGAGCCUUGAAGAUGAUAUGUUGGACACAUUCUCGAAAGUUUUCGAAGUUGUGAAGGCCAUUCUGAAGCACGACCAGGAGCAGAAGCUGGAGAGCUCCGGAGCAGACAUCGAAGGUCUCGCCAACCUUGAAGGCAUGCGCACGCUGGACGACGUCAACACGUUUUACAAAGACAUCAAUGAGUACAUGGAUGUCAUGGAGCGGGAGGGAAGCAUGGAUCGUGGUGUUGUCGAUACCGUUGUCGGAAGCCUGCAGGCCCGCCUCACCGUCCUCGUCAGCGCUUUGACCGCAGCCACUGCUGCCUUGGGCGAGGUCGGUGUCCUGUGCCUGAAAGACGCCAUUUACUGA
Symbiodinium sp. CCMP2456 is the source of this 1935-nucleotide messenger RNA. NCBI's taxonomy places the organism in Eukaryota, Dinophyceae, Suessiales, Symbiodiniaceae. The record is from the annotation of a GenBank genome assembly.